AUGGGAUGGAAACCAAAGCGUACUCUGGCUGAAACGGAGGCCAUCCUCACGGCCCCGGGAAGCAUGCACGAGACUGGCGAAUGCGAGAUAAGAGGUCGACGCCAGAAGGUGUACAGACAUUUGUGGCCAUCGAUGCGCGCCUUCUGGCUAGACUCGGUGCGCCGGUACGGCAAGCGGACCUACAUCGUCUUCGAAGAUCAGCGCGUCACAUAUGAAGAGACGCACAUCCAAGCCGUCCGCCUGGCGACUGCGCUCAAGCGCGCGUAUGACGUAUCGAAAGGAGAUCGCGUCGCCAUAGUAUCACGAAAUUGUAUUGAGUACAUGUACGCCUUCUGGGCUUGUCACAUGCUCGGCGCCGUAGCCGUCCUGGUCAACGCCUGGCUUCCCGUCGAACCUCUCUCUUACUGCAUAACGCACACCCAGUGCCGCGUUCUCAUUUGCGACCCCGAACGCUCUGCCGUCAUCCAACCAAUCGUGGACGACCUCGCAGCAAGCGGCGUAACCGGCGUCCUCGUCUUCGGCGACACCGUCGAUGUCAACGCGCAAUGGGCGGGCAUGCAGAGCUAUAGUUCGGUGGUGCAGCGUUUCUCGACGGAAACCGACAAAUCGAUACUAGAAGACGGCAAUGACUACCUCGACGUCGACGUGCAGCCGGAGGAUAACUGCGCGGUCAUGUUCACGUCCGGUACGACCGGGUUGCCCAAGGGCGUGCUAAGCACGCAAAGGCAAUACCUUACGAAUGUUUUGAAUGUUCUCGUUGGAAGCCGGCGCGCGGCGCUCCGAAGGGGCGAAGACAUAACGUCCUCGCUCACUUGCAAUUUGCCACAGAAGGGCGCCCUUGUCGCUGUGCCUUUGUUCCACGUUACUGGGACGACUUCGUAUUCGAUGAUGGCAACGAUGACCGGCAUGAAGAUCGUGCUCAUGAGAAAAUGGGAUCCGGUUGAAGGUGAGGGCUCUCACCACUUUGCUAGACCAUCGCUGACAAUUACGCAGGUGCACGGUAUGGUUUUUCUACCCUGCAGAGCAACGCACUGUCUAAUGUGGUCAUCAUUCAGCCUCAUUCGCCGAGAAAACGUCCAGGUUGCAGGCGGCGUGCCCGCCAUGGUCUCCGACCUUCUGCACUCCCCCCUUGCCGGACAUCCCAUUGAGUGCUUGCUCUUCGGUGGCGCGCCGGCGCCGGAAAGCCUGGUGGAGCGCGUUCAGGAGAGUUUUCCCGGGAGUUCGAUGUCGACAGCAUAUGGGCUGACAGAGACGAACUCAAUCGCGGUUUCGAUUGCUGGCGAGGACUACGUUGCGCGACCGACUACAGUAGGCAGACCCGCUCCCGUCAACGAAAUCCGGAUUGUUGCGCCAUGUAGUGCUGCGACAACCUCACUGCCACCCGGUGAGGCUGGAGAGGUCCUGAUACGCGGCCCGAAUAUCAUGCAAGAGUAUUACGACGAUCCUGAGGCUACAGCGCGUGUGCUAUCACGCGAUGGCUGGCUACGAACGGGCGAUAUCGGCUACCUCGAUAACGAGGGCUUUUUGUAUAUCAAAGAUCGAAUCAAAGACAUCAUUAUCCGAGGAGGGGAGAACGUCGACUCCGUUGCGGUCGAAAAUGCGCUGUAUAACGAUCCACGCGUCCUACAAGCUGCUUGCGUCGGCGUGCCGGAUGCGCGCCUAGGUGAACUGGUGACCGCGGUCGUAUAUGUCCGGGCUGGUCAGCAUGUGACGGGCGCGGCAUUGUUAGCAAGAUGUCGGGCGAGCUUGCCGCGAUUUGCGGUGCCCGUCAUGAUUGUGGUCCAAUAUUCGCCGUUGGAGAUGACACCCUCUGGCAAGAUUGUCAAGCACGGCCUGAGGAAAUUGAUGAAGGCAAAAUGGGAGAGGGAGCGAGAGAGCAUGGCUGCGAACACCUGCGCAAGGUUAUGA
Molecule: messenger RNA, 1908 nt
Organism: Schizophyllum commune H4-8
Lineage: Eukaryota; Fungi; Basidiomycota; Agaricomycetes; Agaricales; Schizophyllaceae
Product: acetyl-CoA synthetase-like protein
Exons: 16
Coding region: 1-1908 (635 amino acids)
Source: RefSeq, a predicted model, not a curated record